AUGUGUCCAGGAGAUUACAUAGGGGGUACGAAGGCUCGAGAUGUUAAUGGGUAUAAGCUUUGGUAUUCGAGGGAUGUUAGAGGAAAGAACGGGGUAGGUAUUUUAGUUGAUAGGGAUCUUAGGGAGUUAGUGGUGGAUGUCAGGAGGGCGAAUGAUAGGCUGUUGAUUAUUAAGCUAGUGGUUAAUGUGUUCACUUUUAACGUGAUUAGUGCUUACGCGCCUCAAGCGGGACUGAGCGAGGAGGUCAAAAGGUUUUCAGAAGAGGGAAGAUCACCUGGUCACAUCCGGAGUAGGGUUGCCAGGACUCAGAUUGAUUAUCUUCUCCUCAGGAGAGGUGAUACGGGCCUUUGUACGAAUUGCAAGGUUAUCCCGAGUGAGUGUUUGUCGACGCAACAUAGGCUCAUGGUAAUGGACUUGGAGGUCAAGGGAGCACGGAAGAAGAGACCGGUGUACGACCAACCUAAGAUCAAGUGGGGAGCCUUGACUAAGGGAAAGGCUCAGGAGUUGGGGGAGAAACCGUUGGCUAUGGGAGCCUAG
This is a messenger RNA of Nicotiana attenuata, 537 nucleotides long. RefSeq lists its product as uncharacterized. Gene Ontology annotation, cellular component: nucleus. Gene Ontology annotation, biological process: chromatin remodeling. Lineage: Eukaryota; Viridiplantae; Streptophyta; Magnoliopsida; Solanales; Solanaceae. The transcript is spliced from 2 exons. The record is from RefSeq and is a predicted model, not a curated record. Bases 1 to 537 code for a protein of 178 amino acids.